CCAUAACGGAAUAUGUAUCUAAUUCGCAAAAAGUCCAUGGCAUUAUCAGCGAUCAUCUUUAUUUUCUCCGUGAUACUCUCGCCUGUCACUCUCGAUUCAAUAUCGCUAUUCAGAGACAAGGAUUUCCACCAUCAUCGAUGUGACAUUGAGGUCAAAGGUUGCAAGCCGGUGUGCCACGGACUGGAAAGGGAGGCUUCAUCGCUGCGAGGGAAUGCCUCUUGUGUUCAUUUUUACCGACGAGAAAACUGCGAGUCGUACAUAGGGUCUUGGAAUUCGACUAUGGGCGACCUCCGUAACUUCAAGAAAACGGACGCUCAAGAUGCAAUCGUUUCAGUCGGGGACUGUAAGCAACCGAUCGACCCGCCAAAUUCCAUUUCGUUCUACGAGCAUGCACAAUUCGGCGGGAAGAAGUGCAACAUAAAGGUGGGAGGUUGCCAACCGAUGUGCCCAGAAUUGGACAACCAAGCCUCCUCUGCAGAUGGAGACGCCGUUUGCGCCAAGGUGUACAACGAGCCCAACUGCAAGGGAUAUUUGGGGGACUUGUACGAUUUAAAAGUGAGCCCUAAUGGAUACCGAAACUUCAAAAAAAAAAACUUCCAAGACAGGAUUUCCUCCAUCAGCGACUGUUCGAACAGAAGCGUCUCGUUCUUCGAGCACCACAACUACCAAGGGAAGAGGUGUGACUUGGAGUUGAAAGGUUGUAAGAGGAUGUGCCCCGAGUUGGAUAAAAAAGCCUCUUCCGUGAGAGGAGAAGUCGGCUGCGUCCGUCUAUAUUACGAUGCAAACUGCACGGACUAUAUAGACUGGGUAAACGUCUCGCCUAGCGGUGGAAGGUACUACAACUUCAAAUAUCGUGCUAAAUAUUGGCCCGUUAUUAACGAUCAAGCCUCUUCCGUUAAGGACUGUAUCACCACUGACAGUGGUAAUUUUGUGUUCAGCAGGCCCCUUGGCCUGCACCCCUGGGAUGUUCCAAAGCCGUAG
Bemisia tabaci is the source of this 981-nucleotide messenger RNA. The record is from RefSeq and is a predicted model, not a curated record. Lineage: Eukaryota; Metazoa; Arthropoda; Insecta; Hemiptera; Aleyrodidae.